Parathielavia appendiculata is the source of this 933-nucleotide messenger RNA. Its product is annotated as carbon-nitrogen hydrolase. The record is from RefSeq and is a predicted model, not a curated record. The coding region runs from base 1 to 933 and encodes 310 amino acids. Lineage: Eukaryota; Fungi; Ascomycota; Sordariomycetes; Sordariales; Chaetomiaceae. Gene Ontology annotation, molecular function: beta-ureidopropionase activity. The transcript is spliced from 2 exons.
AUGGCGCCCUUCUACAAGAUUGCCGUUAUUCAACUUCAACCAAAAGAAGUUGCCGUCGAAGACAACUACACCCGAGCCGAGUCCUUCAUCCGCCAGGCCACCGCCCAAGGCGCCCACCUAGCCGUGCUCCCGGAGUAUCACCUAACGUCCUGGUGCCCCGACCACCCGGACUUCGUCGCCGCCUGCGCCGAGUCGGCGACCUACCUCCCCCGCUACCAAGCCCUCGCCCGCGAACUGCACAUCAACAUCGUGCCCGGCACCAUCUGCGAGGUUCACGACAAUGACAGCGACAACGACGACGGAAACAAAGAAAUCCGCAACAUGGCCUACUGGAUCGCCGCCACAUCCGGCGCCCUCAUCGGUUCCUACCAAAAGAGGAAUCUGUGGCACUCAGAGCGCCCGCAUCUGACCGCGGGCCUGUCGCAGCCGCGGCACACCGCCUUUGACACCCCGCUGACUUGGGCCGACGAAGAAGAUGACGGAGGCCGCCGCCCGAUCCGCGCGGGCAUGCUCAUCUGUUGGGACCUAGCUUUUCCCGAGGCCUUUCGCGAGCUGGUGCUGGACGGGGCGGAGCUGGUGGUCGUGCCGAGCUUUUGGUUGUGUGACCGAAGCGAGCUGGACGAGGAUCGGUUGCGGAUGAAUCCUGAUUGUGAGCAGCUGUUUACCAACAGCGUGCUGGUUACGAGGGCGUUUGAGAAUGAGUGUGUGGUGGUGUACUGUAACGCGGGCGGGUUGAGCCAGGUUACAGCGCCGGUGUAUGGGUGCGUUGGCGGGCCUGGUCUGGGGCUUAAUGAGGAGACUAUGGGGGUUGUGGAGGUGGACUUUGGGGCCGUGAAGGUGUUGGAGAGGGAGUAUAAAGUUAGGAAAGACUUGAAUGGGGAGGGGUGGCAUUAUGGCUAUGAGAAGCAGGGGAAGGGGGUGAAGGGGGCCUAA